Drosophila virilis is the source of this 1315-nucleotide messenger RNA. RefSeq names its product fibrinogen-like protein 1. The record is from RefSeq and is a predicted model, not a curated record. NCBI's taxonomy places the organism in Eukaryota, Metazoa, Arthropoda, Insecta, Diptera, Drosophilidae.
ACUGAGAAGCCUCGACGACCUAAAAGCUUCAGUUAUCUCUGCUUUUCAAUUAUAUAUGCAAGCAGUGUAUUUGAUAAGUGCAUGAACACACUGCGAAGAGCAAGCGGCAUAAUGCGCAUUAAGGAAGUGUAUAUAUUUAAGCUCCUGCUUAUGGCAGCAGUUACAGUGUGUGCCACAUCGAACAGUGUCGAGGAUAACCCGAUUGAUUCGAAAGAUCAAUGUAACGCGUUUUGCUUCAAUACGCUGAAGCCUCUGCUGGACAAUGCAAUGGAAACUAAAAAGAAGAUUGAAAACUGUGAAGUCUCCAUUCAAGAUAGAGAUGAGAAACUACAGAAACUCCAAAAGCAGCUGGUAGCCAGUGAAAUGAAUGCAUCAAUUUUCAACCAAAUUGAAAAUAUUUUCAACGAGAAAAUUAAAUAUAAGGACAAGCUGAUCGCAGCACUAGAAGAAAAGAGUGGCAGCGACCAAAAUGAAAUCGAUUCAAUCAAACGGCAACUAGAUGCUAACACCGAAGCUCUUAAGGUACUAAAAACCCAAUUAGCCAGUUUAAAUAGUACUGUUUCCCUUCACAACUUCAACGCCAAACAGCAGCAUGAAAAAUUGGUCCAAGUAAAAGCCAUGAACUGCGUACCAUUUGAGAACUCAACGGCCAUUCAUGACAUAGAUGUUGCCGGCUUUGGUAAGGUAUCGGUUCUUUGCGACGGUCAAACAGCCGGACCCGGUUGGACAGUUGUUCAGCGACGUUUCGAUGGUAGCGUUGACUUCUACAGAAACUGGUUUGAGUAUCGCGAAGGUUUUGGCAGCUUAACGGGAGAGUUCUUCUUGGGCCUGGAAAUACUCUAUCACAUGACCAAGUCUCUGCCCUAUGAGCUAUAUAUACAGCUGGUUGAUUUUCAAAAUGUUUCACGACACGCCCGUUAUGAUAGCUUUCUAAUUGGCAGCGAGGACGAGCAAUAUAUGCUGAAGUCCCUGGGCACAUAUUCGGGAAAUGCUGGCAAUGCCCUUAGAUAUAAUCUGUAUGACAGUUUCACAACCUAUGACCAGGAUCACGAUGGGUGGACCUCUGGUAAUUGUGCCGAAUGGUACUCAAGCGGUUGGUGGUACAAUUUGUAUGGCAACAGCAAUCUCAAUGGUAAAUACUUUUAUGACGAAGUCAAUAACGAGAAAAGCAUUUGGUGGUAUAAUUGGAAGGGUUACCAUGCAUUGAAAUCAGUUCAGAUGAUGAUACGACCAAAAUAUACUUCCAUUUAAAGUGGAUUUUUUGGUAAAAUCGGACAAACGUUUAUUAAUAUACGCACUAAAUGCAAGCAACAUA